This is a messenger RNA of Vigna angularis (adzuki bean), 3587 nucleotides long. Its product is annotated as disease resistance protein RGA2. NCBI's taxonomy places the organism in Eukaryota, Viridiplantae, Streptophyta, Magnoliopsida, Fabales, Fabaceae. The transcript has 5 exons. Gene Ontology annotation, biological process: defense response to other organism. Gene Ontology annotation, molecular function: ADP binding. The record is from RefSeq and is a predicted model, not a curated record. The coding region runs from base 37 to 2661 and encodes 874 amino acids.
UCGGCCACAAAUAUAAAUAUCAUACUUAUGUGAUAUAUGAUUCAACUUCAAACACCCCUUUCCAUUCCAUUCCUCUUUCUUCCACUUUUAAAACUCAUGGCUGAAUCGCUUCUUUUCAGCUCUGCAGAAUCGCUCCUAGGGAAGCUUGCUUCUGAUGCCUUUCAAGAAGCUUCUCUAGCGUUUGGUGUGCACCGCGAUCUUCAACAGAUGAAAGAAACUAUGGAACUCAUAAGAGGUGUGCUCUUGGAUGCCGAGAAAAAGAAUCCGCAGAGCAGUGCCCUGAGCGAAUGGCUGAUUCAGAUCAAGCACGUGUUUUCUGAUGCUGAAGACAUAGUCGAUGAUUUUGAGUGCGAAGCCUUGCGGAAACACGUUGUCAACACCUAUGGAAGCUGCUCAAGAAAGGUACGCCGUUUCUUCUCAUCAAGUAAUCCUGUUGUUUAUCGUCUUAGAAUGGCGCAUCACAUUCAAGACAUCAACACCAGGUUGGCCAAACUUGCAUAUCAAAGAAACAUGUUUGGCCUUCAAGUCAUUGACCAAGACACACGUGUCGUGCACGUGAGGGAAAUGACUCAUUCUCAUGUAACCCCUUCCAAUGUUAUAGGGAGGGAACAUGAUAAACAAGAAAUAAUAAAACUUCUCUUGAAAGAUGAUCAUGGCCAAAGUCUCUCAGUUAUUUCCAUUGUUGGAAUGGGAGGCUUGGGAAAGACCACACUUGCUAAGUUGGUCUUCAAUGAUCCCAUAAUUCAUGCAUGUUUUCCCUUGAGGAUGUGGAUCUGUGUCUCCAAUGACUUUGAACUUAGGAAUGUGCUCAUUAAAAUCCUCAAUUCUGCUCCAAACCCAAAUAGGGAAAACUUCAAUAACUUUGAGACAGAGCAACUUCAAAUUCAUUUGAGAAAUACACUUGAAGGGCAGAAGUCCUUGCUUGUGUUGGAUGACGUGUGGAACGAGGAUCGUGCAAGAUGGGAUGAGUUGAGAGAAAUAAUAGAUGUGGGUGUUGAAGGGAGUAAGAUCCUAGUGACUACUCGUAGCCAUAAAGUAGCUGCCAUUAUGCACACUAAAUCCUCAAAUUCGUACCUUCUAGGAUGUCUCUCUGAAAAGGAUUCUCUUUCUCUAUUUGUGAAAUAUGCUUUUGAAGAUGGAGAUGAGAUGAAACAUCCACAACUAUUGAAAAUUGGGGAAGAAAUAGUAAAAAAAUGUGGAGGGUUACCAUUGGCGGUGAAAACGGUGGGAAGUUCACUAUUCUCAAGGGUUGACGAGAAAGAAUGGGAGAGUGUAAGAGACAAUGAGAUUUGGAAUUUAAAAGAAAAUGAAAAAGACAUUUUGCCUGCUCUCAAACUAAGUUACGAUAAACUCCCUUCAUAUUUAAAACCCUGUUUUGCUUCUUUCUCCCUUUGCCCAGAAGACACUGUUAUUUUUGGUACCGGAGUUCGUAUGUUAUGGGGAGCACUUGGUCUUCUUCCACCACCAAAGGCAGGUGAAUCAAUGAUUGAUGCCACUCAAUUGUUGCAUGAGCUAUGGUCAAGAUCUUUUCUUUCAGAAUAUGAAGACCAUGGAGGUGAGUGCAGGUUUAAAUUACAUGAUUUGGUGAUUGAACUAGCAGUAUAUAUUGCCAAAGGUAAGUUUGAAAUAAUAAAAAACCACAAUCCAAAAUCAUACAAGAAUGCCCAUCAUUUGACAUUUGCGGCAAAUAAUUUGCUUGAUCAAACUCUUCUUCCCAGAAGUCUCAGAAGCAUCACUUUUCCUAGGGGAGCUAAUAAUGAAGUUUUCUUGAAUACAUUGGUGUCAAGGUGCAAAUUCUUGAGGGUUUUAAACUUAGAUUUUUCUGAAUACGCAAGUCUGCCUCGCUGCAUCGGAAAGUUGAAACAUUUAAGAUCUCUCAGCCUUUUGGAAAAUGAAAACCUUACGGAACUCCCUGAUUCAAUUUGCAAACUUCAAAAUUUGCAAUCUUUGAUCCUUAAUGGGUGCAUAAAGCUACAAAAGUUACCCAAAGGACUAGCAAAUCUAGUAAGCCUUCGUUGCCUAUGUAUAACCACCAUAGAACCUGGUUGUCCAGAAAAGGAGAUUGCAAGUUUGCCUUCUUUAGAACUAUUAGGUUUUUAUCAAUGUGAUAAUUUUGAGUCAUUGUUCAAAGGAAUACUACUGCACACUCUUAAAAGAUUGACUUUAAUUGAUUGUAAAAGUCUAAAGACGGUGCCGUUCCAUGCCAUAAAAAAUUUAGAGGUCUUAAUGAUUUUCAAUUGCAACAAGUUGGAAUCGUCAAUGGGCCUUAGCAACGAAAUCCUUGAUUCAAGGUUGAAGCUUCUCAUUCUUUCUGACUUGGCAAGUCUAGUCACAUUGCCUCGGUGGCUUCAAGGAUCUGCCAACUCUUUACAAUCCUUAGUUAUUCAACAUUGCAUAAAUAUUUAUGAGCUUCCCGAUUGGCUACCAACUCUGAAUUGUCUCAAACAACUUGAAGUUCUCUAUUGUCCAAAAGUAUUAUCACUCCCUGAUAACAUACAUCACGUCACAAAUCUAAAAGUGAUAGAUGUCACUGGUUCUUCUGAAUUAUGGAAAAGAUACAGGCCAGAAGUUGGAGAGGAUUGGCACAAGAUAUCUCAUGUCAAUCUUGUUUGGCAAGAUUAUCAAUCAGAAAAUGAAAAAGAAUUAACAGUCAAAAGUUGAAGAUCAAAAUAGUAGAAGUAUUUCUAAGGAAGAACUCUAAAUUCACCUUAUCAGAAGGAAGAACAAAAGAGAAGGGAUAAGAAAAUCUAAACACUGUAGUUUAUACGGGUUCGACCAAUCUGCCAACAUCCAGUGUCCUUCCACUCAACCCGAGAUAGAAGCCAAUGUACUAUAUAGAUAUGAGUUUUUACACCAAGGGCUUUACAGCGACCUCACGUCAAAAUUCAAUCACCUCUCUAACUCACUAAUCUAAGUAUAGGCAAUACACAAAACACACAAGCAGCAAGAACAAUCCUCUUAUGCUCUCAACCCCUUUGAGAUCCCCCUCAAAGUCAAGAACCACGUUCUUCUUCCUGUAUACACCACAGGAAUACCAGCAACUCUCAGCGUUCGCCAAAGCUUUUCCUGAUCACAUAGAAAGCACCUUCUUGUGCAGAAUGAUCAGACGUUUCCAAUCACACAAUCUUGCUUUACAAGAAAUCCUCAAGGCUUUAUCACCACGGCCUAAUCAGUUUGGCCCAAUUCGUCCAACGAGCAAGACUAAGUCUCCUAGUAAGCAAGCUCAAGCCGCCCAACAAGCUAUGCUAAUUCGCCCAACAAGAAUGUCGGACCUGAGAAAGGAUCUUGAAGACGGUUUGGGCUUCUAGGAAGCUUUCCCUUCUCCUCAUUGGGUCUUCAUCUUCAUCCAUGGAAGUUUUUCCCCCUUAAGGUUUAGGAGGAAUAUAGGUCAUGAAAUUGGAGGUGGAGAUGCAAAUGGAAGGUGUCAUUGGAGCAUGGAGCAACUACCAAGAACCUUGGGAGAGGACUUGAUUCUGAUUUAUGGUUUCAAUUUCUUCUAUAUUCUUCAAUUUUAUAAACCCUAGGUUCUCCAUUAUGGAGAGCUAAACCUUUUUGUUGAUAUUAGAUGUAAUAAAUUAAUUUCUUGU